This is a messenger RNA of Panonychus citri (citrus red mite), 4461 nucleotides long. RefSeq lists its product as uncharacterized. Gene Ontology annotation, cellular component: cytosol. Gene Ontology annotation, molecular function: FMN binding; [methionine synthase] reductase (NADPH) activity; protein binding. The record is from RefSeq and is a predicted model, not a curated record. Lineage: Eukaryota; Metazoa; Arthropoda; Arachnida; Trombidiformes; Tetranychidae. Gene Ontology annotation, biological process: homocysteine metabolic process.
UGAUCGAGUCCGAGUUGUUUGGUUAAUCUAAUCCAUUUGAAUCUAUGAUCGAAUCGUAAUCAUCAAUUCAGUUCCAAUGUUGUCUCAAUUAUCGUUUUUUAAUCGACAAAGACGAAAGGAAUUAACUUCUACUAAUAGUAGUAAAUGUGUAAAUUCAUCAACAACCUCAUCAUCAUCUCCAAAUCAAUUGUCAUCAGCAUUGAAAAGUGAUUCAACAGCUGAAGUAACAAAGAAAUUAAAUGAUUGCAAUCAAUUGUUAUCUUCCAGCAAUAAAUCAACUUGCAAUGACCAAGUAUCUCUGUCAACGAAAUCAUCACAAUUGUCAACACCUCAACAAUCAAUUCCAUCAUCAACACCAGUGACAAUUAAUUCUCAGCCUUCAACACCAACAGAAAGUUUAACACUGAAAAAGCAAAUAGUAACACCAACAAAUCAACAAUCAGUGUCUACAAUUAAUCAUGAAAAUUGUGAUUCUAAAUCAAUAAAUGAAAUUACUCCUAUUGAGAAGGAUGAAAACAAAUCAAUCAAUCAACAAAAACCACAACAAAUACAACAAGAUUGUAAGGAAAAAGUUAAUCAUCAAGAAAUCGUUUCCUAUUCAAAUUUAAUCGAGGAAUCAGUUAAUCGUAAACAAUGUAAAUCCGGUUCGUCGUUUGUUAAAUUGACCUUUCGUUGUCAAUUAGCCCAUGGAAGUGCAACUCAAUUGAUUUCUGGUUUUACCAAUAUGAAAGAGCUCUAUGAGAAAAUAGCCUCGAUAUUUAAUAUCCCAACGGAUCAGAUACUCUAUUGUACCUUGAAUACAUCAAAAGUGGACAUGGAUCAACUUCUUGGCGGACAAAUCGGACUCGAAGAUUUCAUCUUUGCCCAUUGUAAGGGUCAAGCUAAAGAAAUCGAACUGACCAAAAACGAAGAGCUUCUUGGCCUUACAAUAACCGACAAUGGAACUGGAUACUCGUUCAUUAAGAAAAUUAAAUCUGGAAGUUUGGUUGAUUCUAUCAAGUUUAUUUCUGUCGGGGAUGUGAUUGAAAAAAUCGAAGGCAAAUGUUUCAUUGGUUGUCGUCACUUCGAAGUGGCCAAAGCGCUGAAAGAUUUGCCGAUUGGUCAUACAUUCACUAUGAGACUAAUAGAACCAAGUAAAGGAGGUUUUGGUUCAGUUGGUCCUCGUCCGGUUACAAACAAUCAUUCAACUAAUUUAGGCUCUGGUCGGGAGACACUACGAUUAAGAGCAAUGGGAUCGCCGAUUAGUUCAAUCAACAAUCAACCAAUUUCAACUCCAGUUAUCGAUAAAAUUAACAUUCUCCUUGAAUCAUUCAUGGGUAUUCAUGAUAAUGAACUUGCUACUCAAAUCUGGGAGAUUGGAUCAGCUCAUCUCAAUCCUCAUGAUUUUGUAAUGGCGGUCGGAAGUUCUGACCUUCAUAUCUUUGGUUUCAAUGAAGAUCUACUAUUUGACCUUUGGGGAGUUAUUAACGAUAAUAAAUCAGGUCGAGUCAAUUCAAAGGUAACAACUGACUCGAUAAAAGUUGAUCCAACUGAUUGUCAGUGUACUUGGGAUGAUAAUUGUUGGGUUGAAGGACGAGGUACAAUCAGAGCGAUUCGAGGAUGUCGGGCUCAUUUCGAUGUCCAUUUGAGUGUCAAUUGUCUCAACAAUCAGUUGAUUGAUUUAACUGUCGAGAUUAAAGGUCCAGAGAGGACAAUUUGCUCCGAAAGAAUCAAAUUAACUCAGUUAAGAGGAUCAAAUUUCAAAGGGCGACCUUUUCAAUUGGGUGGACCGAAAGGAGGAACAACAAAUGAAUCAAAUGAUUCAACAGAAUCAACUGAAUCAACUUUGAUUCCAAUGUGGUAUUUGAUUGUUCCGAGUAAAAUAUCAAUUUAUUACAUCCCUUUGGUGAUUGGAAUCCAUAAGAUCAGAUUAUUUAAUAAAUCAGCUCAAAUUAGGGGAUCCCCUUUUACUGUUUACGUUGAACAUGAUUUUAAUUCACUCGGAAACAAUUCAAAUUGUUCAUCAUUAUUAACGCGAUCAAUUACCUUUGAUCCCUCAAAUUGUGAAUCAAAAUCAACGAAAACCACAACAACUCAAGUAAAUCAAGAAGGACCCAGAAGAAACCGAUCAUCAUCAUCAUCAUCAUCUGUUAUUUCCGAUGACGAUGGUGAUGAUGAUGAUGUGAUUAACUUCACUAUUUCUGGUUGUUCCAAGUGUUGGCUACCUUAUCAUGAUUAUGUUGGCAACGAUGAUUUAACUCUAUCAACCAGUGAUAAAGAUUAUUGGAUUAAAGAAAUGGAUAAACGUUAUCAGGAGGAACAUUUUAAGAAACAUUCAUUCAGAGUUAAAUCGUUAAUUGAAUAUUGGAAUAAAAUGUCAGUCUCAACAUCGUCAGCGAUUUCUUGCAUUUGUUGGUUAAUUUAUUUAAUUAUGGAUGAAAAGCAAGAUUAUUUACCCUUUACUCGUCGACUGUUGAUCCUGUAUGGAAGUCAAACCGGAAAAGCUUGGUACAUCGCUCAAGACCUUUACCUAAAUUGUAAAGGUGCUUUUACUGGAACUGAUUUAAAUCUGAGUAUCCAUUGUUAUUCAUUAAAUCAACAAGAUUUACGAAUUGAAAAGGAAACCUAUGUCAUCUUUGUAGUCGCUACUGUUGGUGAAGGUGAAUGUUCAUAUACUACAAGGGAGUUUUGGAGGUAUUUAAACAGUGACAACCCUCCUGAUCUAUCAGAGCUUUAUUAUGCUCUUUUUGCCUUAGGUGAUUCAAAUUAUCAUCAUUUUGCCAUUUUUGGUAAACAAUUAGAUGCACGGUUGGAGGAAUUAGGAGGUAAAAAGAUUUGUGAAACAGGGUUUGGAGAUGACGCUGUUGGAAUUGAGAUUGGAUAUGCACCGUGGUUACAGAAUGUGAUUCAAUCAUUUGCUAAUAUGUUUCCUGCGAAUGAGGAUUUUCUAACACAAUUUAGAGAUCCUUUAAGACUAUUGUCCAGCAACGAUAUGAAAUUUUCCUUCUUUUCUCCUGCUCUAACUUUACCUGUUGCCUUUUCGGAUAAAUUUGUGGAAACCCGAAUCCAAGAUGAAUUGUGUGAUUAUAAAACGGAACAAUUGACCUUUCCCAAGAUCCCCCUGAUGGACACCGACAUUCACAAUGUAAAAUUUGUCGAUCUCAAACUGUUAUCCAUGGUAACGGAGAGCAUAACUAAAGAGGACAAAGUGAUUCUAGAGGCCACUUUUGAAGGCGAUGAGAAAUUUGUUGAUUGGGCGCCUGGAGAUGCUUUUGGUUUUAUUGUCGGUCAUUCCGAUUUUGAGGUUAAUCUCGUUCUCAAAGCUCUUAACCUACAAGAUAAAGCGGCUAAUAUAAUCGAAGUGUCCUCCGCAACUCAUCAACAUUUACCAAAACGUAUCACCUUAUUCAAUCUGAUUAAAUACUACAUUGAUCUCAGGGCGAUUCCCAAAAAGGCCAAUCUCCGAUUCUUUGGUGACCAUUGUUCAGUUCCCUCUCAGCGAAUGCAAUUACAUUAUCUUAGCAGUCGGGAAGGAACGGGAGAAUAUAAAAUUCAUAUUCUUCAACAUAAAACAAGUAUACUGGACAUUUUGGUCGCUUACGAUUCUUGCUGUCCACCUCUCGAUUAUUUUCUUGCCGUUGUGCCAAAUUUUGUUCCUCGUUAUUACUCUGUGCUAAAUUUGAAAGAUGAUAAAAUUCAAUUUAAAGUGGCCUUUAGUGUUAUCCAUCUUAAUGAAGUCAACCAACGUCGAGAUACUCAACUUUUAGGUGUUUUCACUGGUCUUAUGUAUAAAAUUGCUCUUGCGAAUAGCCUGGUAACGGAAAACACAAUACAACUCGAAGCCUGUCCUAGGCCAGAAUAUUUUAGAGUUUCGAAGAGAAACGAUCAUUUUAAACUUCCAGCCAAUAAUUCAACUCCGAUUAUCAUGUUAGCGGCUGGAACGGGUGUCACUCCGUUUCUUGGAUUUCUCAGUUAUCGUCAACAUUUUAAGGAACAAAAUCCCGAACAAAAGAUCGGUGAAAUUCUAUUCUACGGUUGUCGUGAUUCGGAGAAAGAUUUCAUCUAUUCCCAAGAAUUGGAAGAUUUUAAAGUCAAUGGUAUUCUCACUCGAUUCCAUCCAUGUUUCUCUCGUGAUUCAAAAUUCCCAAAGAUGCAUGUUCAAGAUGGAAUACUGAAAGAAAAACAAGAAAUUCGUCGCCUUAUUGUUGAAGAAAAUGCCGUGAUUUAUGUUUGUGGUGACCAAGGAAAAUUUUCCUCUAAUGUUCGUAAAGCAUUUGUUAUCGCUCUCGAUGCAACUGUACGCGAAGGUGACCUUUGUGCAGAAAAAGUACUCGAUAACCUGAAAGUAGAAGGUCGCUACCUACAAGAUCUUUGGGUUUAAUUGCGAUAUUUUUAUUCCAAGUUUUUAUUCUAAAAAUUUUAGUCCAACUUGAAAGACUAAUUCUAUUCGAUCAAUGAAAUAAAGAUCGUAAUCAAUCAUAA